This is a messenger RNA of Cercocebus atys (sooty mangabey), 1383 nucleotides long. RefSeq names its product aminocarboxymuconate semialdehyde decarboxylase (gene ACMSD). Gene Ontology annotation, cellular component: cytoplasm; cytosol. Gene Ontology annotation, molecular function: carboxy-lyase activity; hydrolase activity. Gene Ontology annotation, biological process: secondary metabolic process. The record is from RefSeq and is a predicted model, not a curated record. The transcript has 10 exons. NCBI's taxonomy places the organism in Eukaryota, Metazoa, Chordata, Mammalia, Primates, Cercopithecidae. The coding region runs from base 372 to 1208 and encodes 278 amino acids.
GUUGGGCAGGCCUACUGACUGCUGCCUGAAGGUGGCUGUAAAGGGACUAAGUAAAUCAAUUAACUCCACAGUUUUCAAAAAGGUCUCUUGAUAUCAAAACUUCUUUCCUUACAUGCUUCUCUGAUCCUGUGGAGAUGAAAAUUGACAUCCAUAGUCAUAUUCUACCAAAAGAAUGGCCAGAUCUAAAAAAGAAGCAGACCCUGAGACAAGGAUUCAGAAACAAGUAGUUUGCUUUGGAGGUGAUCCCAGGAAACACCAGUAGAGUGAGGAAGUGAGACAGGGAAAAUAAGGCAGCCAGUGAAAGAGGUUUGGCUAUGAAGGCUGGGUGCAGCUCCAACACCACAGCAAGGGAGAAGCAAAGCUGUUGAAAGAUGGGAAGGUCUUCAGAGUGGUGCGAGAGAAUUGCUGGGAUCCAGAAGUUCGUAUUAGAGAAAUGGAUCAAAAAGGCCAAACCUGAGGACACUUUAAACCUGUGCCAGCUUUUAAACAACGACCUUGCCACCACCGUUGCGAGCUACCCCAGGAGGUUUGUGGGUCUGGGGACGUUGCCCAUGCAGGCCCCUGAGCUGGCGGUCCAGGAGAUGGAGCGCUGUGUGAAAGAGCUGGGCUUUCCUGGGGUCCAAAUUGGCACCCACGUCAACGAGUGGGACCUGAACGCGCGGGAGCUCUUUCCUGUCUAUGCGGCAGCUGAAAGGCUGAAGUGUUCUCUGUUCGUGCAUCCCUGGGACAUGCAGAUGGAUGGACGAAUGGCCAAAUACUGGCUCCCUUGGCUCGUAGGAAUGCCAGCAGAGACCACCAUAGCCAUUUGCUCCAUGAUCAUGGGUGGAGUGUUUGAGAAGUUUCCUAAACUGAAAGUGUGUUUCGCACAUGGCGGCGGUGCCUUCCCCUUCACAGUGGGAAGAAUCUCCCAUGGAUUCAGCAUGCGCCCAGAUCUGUGUGCCCAGGACAACCCAAUGAACCCGAAGAAAUACCUUGGUUCCUUUUACACAGAUGCUUUGGUUCAUGAUCCUCUGUCCCUCAAGCUGCUAACAGAUGUCAUAGGAAAGGAUAAAGUCAUUUUGGGAACCGAUUACCCCUUUCCAUUAGGUGAGCUGGAACCUGGGAAACUAAUAGAGUCCAUGGAAGAAUUUGAUGAAGAAACAAAGAAUAAACUCAAAGCCAGCAAUGCCCUGGCAUUUUUGGGUCUUGAGAGAAAACAAUUUGAAUGACUGAAUUUACUACAAUGGCAAACUUUCAUAAGGAUAUUUCAUUUUUGUUUCUAAGUAUGUAUUAACAGGUAUUAACAAAAUCCUAUUUUGAACUGUUUUACUCAGAAAUAGAAUCUCCAAAAUAUCCUAAAUUAUUCAUAAUAAAAAUGAUUCAUAAGUGUUUUCAUUCUGAAAA